Lacerta agilis (Sand lizard) is the source of this 2675-nucleotide messenger RNA. RefSeq names its product leucine rich repeats and WD repeat domain containing 1 (gene LRWD1). Lineage: Eukaryota; Metazoa; Chordata; Lepidosauria; Squamata; Lacertidae. The coding region runs from base 59 to 2404 and encodes 781 amino acids. The transcript has 15 exons. The record is from RefSeq and is a predicted model, not a curated record. Gene Ontology annotation, cellular component: nuclear origin of replication recognition complex. Gene Ontology annotation, biological process: establishment of protein localization to chromatin; chromatin organization. Gene Ontology annotation, molecular function: chromatin binding; protein binding.
AGUUUUCAGGAAGACAUCAAAGAUUUUUGGGUUUGCAGAAAACCAGAAAAUAUUAAAAAUGUCCAAAAUUACCACAGAACUUCUGUUGGAAAGGGCAGUGCCUAAAUCUACAAGGCUGCGAAAAAUCAAGAUUCUGAACUUGUCCAAGUUGCAGAUAACAACAGAAGACUUGGAACCACAGUUAUUUUCUCAUCUCCGCCACCUCCAAGAACUCGACCUCUCUGACAACUUGCUAGAGAGGCUCCCUGACAAUCUCAGUUUGCCAAACCUCCGUAUCCUAAACUGUGACAACAACAACCUGGAAGACGUGACAUCCCUGAAGCAGUUUCCACAGCUGGAGGAGCUAACCUAUGUGAACAAUGUAUACCUGACACCCAGUGAUGACUAUAAGGUCAUGUUUCUUCUGCAAAAUCUCCGACAACUGAAUGGCAAGGAUAUCACCAAGCUGGCCAGCCAUGUGAGAGUUGUCAAUAGUCGAGAGCUGACCAGUAGGGUCACUUCUCACUGGGGGAAAACCUUCCGGAAGCAGCUGCCCAAAACUCCGUCCCCAGAGCAGUUGAAAUCAGUCAGGAAAAAAUUCAUCAAGUCUGCACAAGCCCAUGUAGCAUAUGGACCCAGCUCACUCAGCGGCUUCACCCGAUGGCGGGUGAAAAUGAUUGCAGAUGAAUUCUUGACUUCACUGUUAAAUCAGGAAGACAAGGCUGCUUCUAAAGUGGGAGAAUCGGUUGCGGAAGAGGGGGAAGAGGAAGAAGAGGAGGAGGAGGAGGAGGAGAAAGAGGAAGAAGAGGAGGAGAAAGAAGAGGAGGAGGAAGAAGAAAAAGAAGAAGAAAAAGAAACAGAAGAAACAGAAGAAAUUAUGGAAAAUGCUUCAGAUACUGAAAAUAAGGUUGCUACCAAGGGCACAGUAACCCCCAGCAAAAGAAAAGGGGCUCAUUCCAAAGGAGGAGCAAGCAAGAGAUCCCAUUCUCGCAGCAGUUCCAAUGAGGAAGCCUCUCCCAGCCCCAAGAAGCCCAGCCGCUUGCAGGAUGAGAGGGCAAAAGCAUCUCGCCCACAGACCAAGGAAUCCCAGGACACUCAGGAUUCUGAAGGGGCCCAUCGGAAUGGAGGGCGUCUUCCAAAAGCACACAGCCACAAAAGGUCCAGUCAGCAGAAAGAGGAGCACAGAGAGGAGGAUGCAAAAGAUGUUUGUAGCACUCCAAUCAAAGACUUGGAAGGCGAGGAGACAAUCAGCCUGGAGCCUGUCCAUUUUCUACAGUGUCACAGUAAAGGCAACAACAGGGACGACUUUAAGACCCAGUUAUGGGCCUGUGUCUUUGAGCCACCGCUGGAUUGUGGGACGAGAAAAGAUCCUGUGGUGAGUUCAUCCAGAACAGCAGCUACCUGUGGUGGAGACUCUGUCUGUUUGGUGGACUGUGAGACGGGCAUUGUCUUGAAAAAGUACAAAGUGACUGGGGAGGAGUUUUUCACUGUUGCAUGGACAACUCUGACUAUGGUCACUAGUGAUGGGCGAAAGAAAAGGCACAAUGUUCUGGCUGCUGCUGGGAGACGAGGAAUUGUGAAAUUAAUUCAUGUGACCGCUGAUUACUGCUAUGGAGAGAUCAAGGCACACAAGAAACCCAUUGCUACUGCCUGCUUCAGUCCAACUUCUGAGACGCAUCUUUUCACUGCUUCCUAUGACAAGAAAAUUUGCAUGUGGGACAUUGGAGUUCCAGAUUCUGAUUAUAAUUUCAAGGAAAGACAUCUGAUGGUGCUAGAGACCAUUGCCACACCCCUACGCAUCGCCCUCGUGCCCUCUUGCCCAGACCGAUACCUGGUGGCUGGCUGUGAGCAAGGUUGCUUUGCUUGGGACAUUAGACUGGAUGAAAAGCAGCAGAAAAACAGACCUUAUGAAGUAGAAUUCCAGUUCCCAGAUGAUGAGGGGAAUGAAACAGCUUCCCAUCGAGUGGAUGGUCUGGCCUUUUUGAAUGAAGACAUUGUGGUUACCAAGAGUUCUAAGACAGGGUCCAUAAACCUCUGGAGCUGGAGCCGCUCGUUCAAGCAAGGGAAGGGGGGUCGCAGAACAGUGCAAGCCAUCAUCCUGGCCGAACUGGAGUGGUCCUCAACAGAUCUGCCUUACCUCACCCUCAGCACGUGUCCGACAGAAGAGUAUGUGUUCUGUGGUGAUGAGAAAGGAAGUGUCUGGAUGUAUGACCUCAGCAACCACUUGUCCACUCUGAGUGCCACAAAGGAAGAGUCGUCAGUUAAGAGAAUAGGGCCUUCACAGGUCCUGAAGUGGCCAGAAUUGAAAGCAAACGGUGAGGUGCUGACAGAUGUCCUGGUGAACAAUGUAGUCACGGACCCCACCUUCACUUACCUGGUUGCUCUCACUGACGUAAACAUUGCCGCAAUAUGGAAGAAAGCCUAGCUGUUCUGGUGUGGCCCCACAUUUUUUUGCCCACAUUUCAGUAGUGCAGUAUUUGUGACCGUUCUGGAAAUAACCAAGGUUGGGGGUGGGGGGUGGGGAUUUAAACUUCAUGUGAAUUAAUGCAAGGAAAAUCAACUGAAGGGUUGGCUGGAAGCGAAGCCUGUGCUGGCCAAUACCCACAUCCUUUAACUGUGACUUUUACUUUUAUUGGUGUUUUAAAGUGUAUUUGUUUUAUAGAAAGACAGUAUUUAAUAAAACUUGAUAAAAGCUA